UUGCGUCAUUACGCACUUCCUGUUCUCUACGAGGUCCCCCCACUUCUCUUCACCGUCGCGCUGUGAAGUGGAUGUUUUGGUGAAAAAAUACGGUGUCUAAUAGGGACGUAAACACACUUAAAACAUGACAUUUCGACCGAGUGGGACAUAAAGCGGUGUUGCGGGAUAAAGAGGGGCGUCUGCGGCGAAGGUUUCGGUUUAUCUGUGCAUCGUAUUCUUCCGCAUGUCCGCUUUCUUCGUAGAUGGUCUCCGGCGAGCGUUGUCUGGCGGCGGACGACGAGUUAGUGAAGAAUAAUAUGAAGGAGAUGAUCGGCGGUUGCUGUGUUUGCUCUGACGAGAGGGGCUGGGCGGAAAACCCGCUGGUGUACUGCGACGGACACGGCUGCAACGUCGCCGUGCAUCAAGCCUGCUAUGGCAUCGUGCAGGUGCCCACUGGUCCAUGGUUCUGCAGAAAGUGUGAAUCUCAGGAGAGAGCAGCCCGAGUGAGAUGUGAACUGUGUCCCCACAAAGACGGAGCCCUCAAGAGGACAGACAACGGAGGCUGGGCCCAUGUGGUUUGUGCCCUCUACAUACCGGAAGUGGAAUUUGCCAACGUGUCAACAAUGGAGCCUAUAGUACUUCAGUCGGUGCCACAUGAGCGCUACAACAAGACAUGUUAUAUCUGUGAGGACCAGGGCAGAGAGAGUAAAGCAGCCUCUGGAGCCUGUAUGACCUGCAACAAACAUGGCUGCAGGCAGGCCUUCCAUGUCACGUGUGCCCAGUUUGCGGGAUUGUUAUGUGAGGAACAAGGAUCGGACGCAGACAACGUCAAGUACUGUGGAUAUUGCAAAUACCACCACAGCAAAUUGCGAAGGCGCAGGGGCCGUGGUAGUAGGUCUCAAAGCUUAAGUGACUCUUCCACUCAGUGUAUGGAUAGACCCCCAGACGAGGACAAGAAGAAACACAAGGAGCGGGACAGGCACAAACCGAAACACAAGAAGACCAUGGACAUGUCGCCCUCCCUCGUCCUUCCAAACAUCAUGGUCCCAGACAAGGCCUACAACAGCAGCAGCUCAGUGGGAGGUGUCGCCUCUCUGCCGGCGCCCUCACAGAAGCGGCUGGAUGACGGCACGGCCCGUUUCACCACCGCCAACUUUCAAGAGGUGUCGUCCGCUCUGUCCGGCGGCGGUUCCAAAGACGGCUUGGCUGCAGACGCCGGGAAGGCGGCGUCUGAGGUGAAGAACAAGAAGAACAGCGGUGGAAGUCACGCAGCGGGGCAGAGGGGCGGCCGCAAGUCUCUCACCUCCUCAGGGAAACCCCUCCCCUCCGCCGUGGUCACCAUGGCAACCUCCUCCACAUCUGCAUCUGCUUCUACCGGGCCUUUCCACCAAGGUCUCCUGUUGACCAGUGCCAGCAAGACGGCCUCCGCUCCUUCCUCCUCAGACUUUCUAAGUUUCUCAGAUUCAUCGUUGCGCCCUGGAGGCGGGACCACCUUCUCCUCUCCUCCAUCUUUCAGCAGCUGCCUUGUGAAGCCGAGCUCAGAGGGCGGAGCUUCAGAGGGAACUACAUCUCUCUUCGGUUCUCUGAUGUCCGCCACUACGGCGUCUGCAGUGGGCGGGAAGCUGUAUGAGAAUUCCCACAGUCACACAACGAGCGAGACGACAAGCCUCGGUGGGUCCGCUGCCUACAAACGGCCCCAACCCUCCAGCUCAGGGCCAGGGAUCGGAGGAGCAGCCGUAGGAGGAGGGGAAGAUGGGGUGAAGAAGAAAAAGAAGGGCAACUGGCGAAACCGAUUUGGACCUUGCUUCACCACGGAUGUAAAGCCUUCAGAGCCAGCUCCCUCCCUGACUCUCCCCACCUCCUCCACGGCCAACACCGCCUCGUCCACCGCCUCCCCUUCUUCCUCUUCAUCCUCGACGCUCUCAGGCCGGCCAGGCUUAGUUUCCAGCAGUGGAUUAGGAGUGGGAGGAGUAGGAGAAAGGGGGCUGGGGGUCAUGGGUGUCAGCGGUGGAAUUCAGAAGUCCCCGUCGCUCCUCAGGAAUGGGAGUCUGCAAAGCAGCAGCAGCUCCAUAACCACUGGGCCAGGUGUUUUCUCUGGUGCUGAUGGCUCAUCGUCGGGGACAGGAGCUGUCGCUGUGGGCGGAGCCAUCUCAGAGUUGUCACAACAACAGCAGCCCACGCCUUCACUAGCCCCUCCCUCUCCCUUCACUGCCACCGCACCGCUAACCAGCACAGCCUCCACACAUGUGAGCGGCCUGCCAGGUUCAGUCUUCAACCUCGCUCCUCCCCACAUGUUUGGCAACAGGCUGAACCCCAACUCGGCCAUGGCGGCACUCAUCGCCCAAUCCGAGGCCUCACCAGCAGAUCAGGAGGUGGGAGACGGCAGCAGCGGCGUCGGAGCUCAGGGCUUCUCCAUAAGAGCUUCUCCCAAGACCACCCCGCGCUCUCCCAUUGGUGGCCUGCAGAUCCGCUAUGACUCCUCGGGGUCGUUGCCGGGGCCGGGGCCAGGGUUGCUAGGGGUGGGAGGAGGCGGAGCGGAGACUGUGCCCCCAGUGGCCACCAGCAUAGAGCAACUCCUGGAGAGGCAGUGGAACGAAGGGCAGAGCUUCCUGCUGCAGCAGGGAGCGCAGGGAGACGUGGUGGCCAUGUUGAAGUCCCUCCACCAGCUGCAGGAGGAGAACAGGAAGCUGGAGGAGCAGAUUAAAACUCUUACUAUGAAGAAAGAGAGACUGCAGCUUCUCAGCGCUCAGCUAUCAGUGCCUUUCACCCCCACCACAGCCGCCUCUGAUGUGAAAGGAGCCACUGACUCAUCUUUACCUGUGGCAGCUCAGGACAGCGCGUCGUGUGGUGGCCACAGCAGUAGCGGCUCCACUUCAUCUCUCUCCACCCCUCCCUCUGGGUGCAGGGAGUGCACUGGGCAUGGGGGGAAUUGUCGGAACACUCAACGGGGUGAUCCAGACGCCGGCAGGCACCGCCAGCCCUCACACUACAGGAGCAGCUACGGGCGUCACGUUGCCUGUUAAUAAUAGGUACGUGUGACGGCUGCUUUGAUCAUCCAGACACUCAGAUUAAAGAAACAUAAGGAGUCAAGCAAAACUGAAUGCAGGUGGUGUCACCUCACCCACCACAGCAAACCAGUUUACCGUCAGUGGAUUGAAGGUCUCCAAAUGCAUUCCAGUGGCCUUCCUUUGACUUUGGAGAUUUCAGCCACUCUGUCCCUUCAGCUCAUCUUGAAGUAUUGAAAAUACCAGAAUGAUUCCUAAUGUUAUGUAAGGGAACAACCUCGCCUCUUUGUUUCCCAAGAUGUCUGAAUGUGAACUUUAUUGCGCCCUCUCCGCUUUUGUUUCCCUUUGCUUGCAUGUUGGAUUGUAGCAGCUCAGCAACUAGCAAGAACAGGUGAGACAGAAGUCAGUUCAGCUGCAGCUCUGUUUACUUCAUGUCCCUAAAGUCUGUCAAAAGACACUGUAAGAUGUAUUCCUGCGUGUUUAGUGUGUGUGUGUGGUUAUGUAAAUCCAUAUCCCCUUUUAGCAAUAUCACAUUUUCUAGCUUUUUGGCAACUGAAGUAAAUUCUUCAGGGCCAAUACUCUAGUUGUCAUGUUUGUUUUAUGUAUGUCGCAUAUUGCUGCAGUCAGCAGUUCCUGGUGGGCCCCUCUGUGUAAAUAUUAAAAUCGAAAUUGUGCAUUAAAAUAUCUCAUGCUAAGAGCCGAUAGCGUGAGGACACCGUGUUUGUUGUGUUUGUCUUAGCGAGUUGUGUUUUUGUCUUGUCAGCGCCGCGCGGCUCGGCCUGCUGUCUGAGCAGCACAGACUCCUCCUGCAGCAGCAUCAGCUCCAACAGCUGCUGUCCUCACAGCCC
Molecule: messenger RNA, 3832 nt
Organism: Micropterus salmoides (largemouth bass)
Lineage: Eukaryota; Metazoa; Chordata; Actinopteri; Centrarchiformes; Centrarchidae
Gene: mllt10
Product: MLLT10 histone lysine methyltransferase DOT1L cofactor
Exons: 19
Coding region: 243-3002 (919 amino acids)
Biological process (GO): regulation of transcription by RNA polymerase II
Cellular component (GO): nucleus
Molecular function (GO): nucleosome binding; histone binding
Source: RefSeq, a predicted model, not a curated record